Messenger RNA from Daphnia pulex (common water flea), 3399 nucleotides. RefSeq names its product aminopeptidase N-like. The transcript is spliced from 18 exons. Gene Ontology annotation, molecular function: peptide binding; metalloaminopeptidase activity; zinc ion binding. Gene Ontology annotation, biological process: proteolysis; peptide catabolic process. The record is from RefSeq and is a predicted model, not a curated record. Bases 372 to 3131 code for a protein of 919 amino acids. Lineage: Eukaryota; Metazoa; Arthropoda; Branchiopoda; Diplostraca; Daphniidae. Gene Ontology annotation, cellular component: cytoplasm.
CUAUAGUUCAUACGGUGUAUCUCGAUUAAAUUAAUUGGGUUAUGUAACACUUUCAUUUCCUUAUGUGACGUUCCGCGCUAGAGAAAGUGGGUGGUUAUCGGCCGCAGGGCAGAUCAGAGAAACUAGAAAGAUGAACAUGGGAAAUGGAAUUGAGAGGAAGAGAGAGUACACACACACACACACAGCACACACACUCAGGUGUGUGUGUGGUGGAUACACGACGACUUGUGGGGUCGAUCGUUCACACUAGCGAGAGAAAGUCUCGUGCCACCACAACUCGCCAGUGUUUUGAAGGGACAGGCCGUGAAAUAGUCCAGUUCCCACUUUUGAUUCAUUUGGUUUUGCCUCCCAAAAGCAACUAAUAACUCGCCAUGUUGCUCCGUUUAGUGUUACUGACGUUGGCCAUCACAGUGAUUCAAGUGACAGCAAUUAAACAGCCACGAUCCAUACCCAAAUACACCGAAUGGCGACUACCCCGAUGGGUCUUACCUCGACACUACAAACUCCGUCUUUUGCCAUUUAUCGAAGAAGGUAAUUUCACUACCGCAGGCCAAGUGGACAUUCUUUUGGAAUGCAUGGAACCGACGCAGAUGAUUGUUCUUCACAUUGCCGACAUCAGGAUCGUUCAGGAUGAAGGUCUUCAGGUUCACGAUCUGGUUGAAUCCAGGCGAGUGCCUAUCCAGUCCUACAUCGAAGAUAAAACUCGACAACUGUUGGUUAUUGGGACCAAAAACGAGACGCUACAAGUGGGUAAAUAUUACAAGCUUUCAAUCCGGUUCAUCGGUCAACUCAACGACAAACUCAACGGCUUCUACCGGGCAUCGUACACGGAGAACGGAAUCAAAAAGUAUUUGGCUACGACUCAAUUCUCUCCGACAGACGCUAGAAGAGCGUUCCCGUGUUUCGACGAACCGGGACUGAAGGCCGUCUUCCAAAUCACGCUGGGCCGACUUAAAUCUCGCAAAGCUCACUCUAACAUGCCCAUAAAGCGAACUUAUCCAAAUGAGGAUUUACCGGAUUACGUAUGGGAUGAGUUUGACAAAACUUUACCCAUGUCUACUUACAUUUUGGCAUUUAUCGUCUCGGAAUUCGAAGGUUUGGAUUCGCCGGAAUUGGAAUUGCAGGAUCACACACAAUUCCGCACUUGGACAAGGCCGUCAGCUGGCAAACAAACAGAGUACGCUCGAAUCUUGGGCCCGAGGGUGUUGAGAUUUUUUGAAAAUUAUUUCAACAUCAGUUUUCCGCUUCCCAAGUUGGACAUGUUCGCCAUUCCGGAUUUCGUCGUUAGUGGCAUGGAGAACUGGGGGCUAAUCACCUACAGGGAAACCGCAUUGCUGUAUGAUCCAGUGCGGUCCUCCGGUGCCGAAAAGCAAAGAAUAGCCCAUGUCAUCGGCCACGAAUUGGCACAUCAAUGGUUUGGAAAUCUAGUAACAAUGGAUUUUUGGGAUGAUCUCUGGCUCAAAGAAGGUUUCGCUUCCUAUUUGAUGUACGUUGGAUUGGACGUGGUGGAGCCUAGUUUGCAAAUAGGUCAGCAGUUCACCAUUAGCGAAACCCAAAAAGUUUUCGAAGUCGAUUCCCUCAUGUCGUCGCACGCCAUGUCGUUUCCUGUCAAGAAAAGAAACGAGAUUAACGAGCUGUUUGACUCCAUUCCAUAUUCAAAAGGUCCUGCUGUCAUUCGAAUGUUUGCCGGCUUCAUUGGACAGAGCAAAUUCCAGCAUGGCCUCACUUUCUACCUGGAUAGCAAGAAAUAUCAGAGCGCUGUCAACGACGACCUUUGGAAGGCCAUGAGCAAUCAGUCCAUCGAGGCUCUAGAAUUACCAUCAGAUAUCACAACCAUUAUGAACAGUUGGUCCCUUCAAACUGGUUAUCCGAUUGUAACCGUUAGGAGAAACUACGAUUUCCAAUCGGCGAUUGUGACCCAGGAGCGAUUUUAUUUACUCGGGGAUCGAAAUUCAUCCGAUUUCCCGCUGUGGUGGAUUCCGCUCACUUACACCACCAAUUUCAACACAACUUUCCAGGCGUGGAUGAUGGGCACGGAAGACGGCAUCGAGCUCGAAUUGCCUUCAACCUCAACUGAAUGGGUCCUUUUCAAUGUCGAUCAAAUCGGUUACUAUCGCGUCAACUACGACGAAACCAACUGGAAACUGAUUAUCCAGCAGUUGCUUCAAGAUCACCGUGCCGUAUCGACUCUGAGUCGAUCUCAGUUGAUAGACGACAGUUUGAACAUCGCGCGCAUGGGUUCGCUUCCGUAUUCCGUCGCUCUCCAAUUGAGCAGUUACCUCCGGGCCGAAAGAGAUUUCGCUCCGUGGUAUUCCGCUUUGACGGUCUUCAACUAUUUGGAUAGCAUGCUUUACCACACGGCCAGCAAAGACAAAUUGCGGGAAUACAUCAAAUGGUUGAUUCUACCUACCUACGAGCAAAUUGGCUUUGAGGAGAGUAAAGGCGAUUCCCAGUUGGUUAUUCUGAAUCGCAAUCAAAUCAUCUCUUGGGCGUGUCGUCUCGGAGUGUCGGAAUGUGUCAACAACGCCACGUCGCUCUACAAGUUGUGGAUGGCUCAGCCUGACAACAGCAAUUGGGUCAACUCCAACUACAAAAAAGAAGUCGCCUGCGCUGCCAUUGCCAACAGUGGCGACGAGGAAUGGGACUUUGCCUUGGAGCGUUAUCUAUCCACCGACUUGUCCAGCGAAAAAGAAAUGCUCCUCAACGCUCUCAGCUGUUCAAACAGUCCGGAAGCUCUCAACACGUUACUCGAGUGGGCCUUGGAUGCCAAUUCCGGUAUCCGUCGCCAAGAUUCGUCCACCGUUUUCCGAUCCGUCUCGACAAAUCCAUUAGGAUCUUCAAUGGUUUUCGAAUUUGCCCUAUUGCAUUGGGACGAAAUGGUUAAAGCAUUCCCAAGUCUCAACAUUCUGGGGCGUUUAGUAGAGGCGAUAUCCAAGACGCUGGACAAUGAAACACAUCUAAAGAAUUUGGUGACGUUAAGCGAAGGAGGCAGAGGUGAUUUAGGUACUGCAACUCGGUCCGUCCAACAAGCGCUGGAGCGAACUCGGAUCAAUUUGGAAUGGAAAAAGCGACGUCUUCCUACUGUCACUAAAUUGCUGGACUCUUGGUUUCGAAAUCAAACCUUUAGCUGAAGACCCUGAUGAUGCCAUUUGGUUUUAAUCCAGAACGAUAUUCAAUUGUUUAUAUGGUAAACAAUUGUAUUGAUUUCCAAAGUUGUUCCCUUUUAUACCUCGACCAAAUAUCUGGGAAUUGUUCAAAGUUCAAUCAGAAUCCCUUUCGCUUACGUAAUAAACUAAUAAUCCACCCAAACGACAACAUACGAGCUAUCCCUUUACCUCUUAUUCAAUGUAUCGUAAAUUUACAUAUUUGUUCAAAUUCAAUAAAAGCUUUAAACUUUGA